Solanum dulcamara is the source of this 1909-nucleotide messenger RNA. RefSeq lists its product as uncharacterized. The coding region runs from base 185 to 1669 and encodes 494 amino acids. The record is from RefSeq and is a predicted model, not a curated record. The transcript is spliced from 5 exons. Gene Ontology annotation, cellular component: nucleus. Gene Ontology annotation, biological process: regulation of DNA damage checkpoint. Gene Ontology annotation, molecular function: protein binding; DNA binding. Lineage: Eukaryota; Viridiplantae; Streptophyta; Magnoliopsida; Solanales; Solanaceae.
UUAGAGUUUUCUUGGGGUUUGGAGUCAGAAUUUAGAGAAAUCCAUGGCAAGAAAUGCACCACGUAGAUUUCCCGCCAUUUUAUUAACAUAUAAUAUCAGAAACUUCCCUUCCCCAAAAUAAUUCUGAAAUUCCGACCUACUUGAUAACCCGAAUAUUUUCCUCUUCUGAAGUUCCAAAAUUGCAAUGGCGGCGGGGGAAUUGACGGAUUACGAGCGGCGAAGGAUUGAGAAUAUAAAGCGCAAUGAAGAAAUGCUUGCGUCCCUUAAGAUUCAGUCCCGAAUUUCUGAACUUUCCGCAGUAACCAAGCGUCCAAGAGCUCAAAGCAAAUCAUAUCAGGCAAGUCCACAGAAGAAACAAAAGUCUAAAUCACCCGUUGUGCUGCGACGGUCUCUCAGGACUCAAGGUAUUCCACCGGAAUCUUCUACCGCCAGUGGGCUAAAAGAUGAUUUUGAUGAUAUCCCAGGUAGGAUAGCACCUAACAAGAACUCACAACCCACUGACAAAAAGUCACUUCGAGAACCUCUUCCCCUAAGUAUGAGAGAUGCAUUUAAUGGGGACUCUGAUAUCCCAAAUAAAAAACUGAUUAAAACUAUUAAGGGUUUCUCUCAUAAGAUUGACGAUGAGAGCAUGGAUAAAAAUUCUGUUUUAGGUGACUGGAUAGAGAAAAGAAAGCCUUCUGAUGCAGUUAAUUUGGAAUCAUUGAAGUUGGAACCAGACAACAUAGCACGGGUUGUACCAGGACGAAUAUUAAAUGUGCAUUUUUUUCCCACCAACAAUGUUCGAAUGGUUGCUGUAGGGAACAAAUUUGGCAAUAUAGGUUUCUGGAAUGUUGAUGCUCCACAGGAGGAUGGAGAUGCGAUUUAUUUGUACCAUCCUCAUUCGGGGCCAGUUUCAGGAAUACUUGUGGACCCUUUUUCUGUGUCAAAGAUGUUCACUUCUUGCUAUGAUGGAUUUAUCAGGGUGAUGGACAUUGAAAAGGAAAUGUUUGGUUUGGCAUAUUUGAGUGAACAUCCCAUAUUUUCCAUAUCACUGAGACCACAUGAUAUGAAGUCCAUAUAUUAUGGUGAAGGCAGUGGGGAACUUGGUAUUUUGGAUCUAAGGACAGGAAAAUCUUCAGCAUCGUGGAAAUUGCAUGACGAAAGGAUCAACACAAUAGAUUUUACCUCUGAAAACUGUAAUAUUAUGGCAACUAGUUCUACAGAUGGUAGUGCAUGCAUUUGGGAUUUGAGAAAAGUUGGUGCCCAUAAACCAAAAUCUUUGCAAACUGUCUUCCACAAAAGAGCAGUGCACUCGGCUUACUUUUCACCUUCUGGAAGGUUUCUUGCCACAACAAGUAUUGAUAAUAAUGUUGGUUUGUUGAGUGGCGCUAAUUAUGAAGAUACAUCUAUGAUCUCCCAUUAUAAUCACACAAACAGAUGGAUUUCCUCAUUCAGAGGAAUAUGGGGUUGGGAUGAUUCCUACAUCUACAUUGGUAAUAUUCAAAGAGGAGUUGAUGUAAUCUCAGUAGCUGACAAGAAACUUGAUUUUACCUUACGAAGCGAACACAUGACUGCUAUUCCAUGCCGUUUUGAUGCACAUCAUGAAGAAGUUGGAAUGCUUGCAGGGGCUACAAGUGGUGGGCAGGUAUAUAUCUGGACAGCAUCUUUAGUUGGUGGCUGUAGAUCCUAGUAUUUGUGAUAAUGGAGGCAGAGCUGCAUUUUCCAGUCUGGCUAAUGUGCAUUUUGUGAAAGGACCAGAAAUGGUUUACCUUUAGGUUUUUAUGGAAUCUUGUUGUUGUUCACUGAUCACAUAAAUAGCUGUUUACUAUGUUUCUUAAGCAUUUUUAAUCUAUUGUCCAAUUCAGUAUUCCAAAUAAUCAUUGGUUAUAUUUUCUUGGUUUGCAAUUAAUACCUGGUGUUGCCGAGACUA